AUGCCACCGUCGAGGCAGUCAAGAGUCGACGUAGACUUGAUGUCGAUGAAUGACAGACUACUUCAAGCAGAAACAGCCCUUGCAGCUCAACAAGACGGCUCCUCAAGAGCUUACCCUCCCAUAGUCUCGCAAAGCAUCUCUAAUAACGAAAGUACCACAUGGCCCAACUCUAUUCCUUCGGUCAGCACGUUCUCGCCUACUGAGAUCAGCCAGUUCUUUCAGCAUUCGUCAAGCGAUCCUCCAGCAACAUCAAGCAGUCUCCAGGAGACCAAUGCCUUUCCGCUCAACGAUCCAGUGGCAUGGGACAUAUCGAAUAUGAUGGCAACGGAUAUCCCGGAAGCCUGUGGAACAAGUGAAUUGUUUGCAUUCGGUGGAGAAAAGAUAGAUACCUCAGACAAAGGCUACUCGAGUGAAUCUUUGAGUCAGUGGCCCAGUGUGGACAGUUCGAGCUCGAGCGAUCAAUCGAGGAUACAUACGACACGGGGUACGAGGAUUGAUGCAUAUGAGACUGUUCCCCAGAAUGUCAUGAAGGACCUAUACCGACGCUACUUCGACGCAAUCCAUCCCUCCAUUCCCAUGAUCGAUGAGUCAAGAUCCCCCUCCAGCACAGACGAUAUCCACGUCCCCCUCGAGUCACUCGGUCUGAGGUACGCUAUGUGGGCUCAUGCGGCGGCGUUGUCACCAAUAUACUCCAACUUGAAAGAGCGGUUCUACCAGCAAGCGAGGGAAUGUGUCGAAGAUUCAGAGGUGGAGGUGUCUGGCGGCUCCAUGACAAUCGCUGCUCUUCAAACACAUAUCCUUCUUGCCUUGUACGAGUUCAAAGAGACCCUGUUCCCGCGAGCAUGGACCAGCGUAAGUCGUGCGACUUGGCUGGCACAGAUGCUGGAGUUACACAAGAUGGACCCAAAAGUCUCUUCGAAACGAGUUGCUUCCUUUGAAACAUAUCUCCAUGAGACUAGUGAUCCCGCUGAGCUCAAAGAAAGGGCGACAACGUUAUGGGCAGCGUACGGUCUUCACUGCUUCAUUGGUGUAGGUGUAGGAUGGAACACAGGCUGUAUGUUAGACGUUAGAGAGAUCACCACGCACAUACCGGCACACGAUUCCUACGUCAACGCUUUUUCGAGGUCACUCACACUGAAAGAUGCUCUGAGUCUUCCCGCUACCUGGGUACUUUCUCCCUACCAGGGCAUGGUAGUUGUGGCCAACAUCUGCAUAUGCUGUCUCUCACACGUCAAACAGCUACAGAGAGAAAAGUUGCUCGACAAUUUCAGCUAUGACUUUUGGACGGAACAUCAUCAUCUGGACGAAACGAUUCAAUAUGCGUCUACCAACUCAUUGGCACAUUUGGUCGCCGCAGAUUUCGUGACUGAACCGAAUGUCUUAUCUCUCAAUAUAAUUCUUCAAGCCACAAUCAUUUGCUUACACCAAGCUGUGAUAGCCAAAGCGGGAAGAACAAACACCUCAGCUAGACAUAUCCCUCGAAGUGAGGACGAAUGCAUCAAAGCAGCAACGGAACUUUCGGCGAUGAUGCGACUCGUGACCCGGGCAAAUGUAGUCAAGAUGAAUCCGUUGAUCCCCUGGGCCAUAUACGUCGCCCUCCAAGUGAUCUUCCGGAGAUCCCAGCGCAAGUCUAGUGUCCCCGAUAACCAAGCUUCUACUAUCUUCCUAGCACGUCCGCCCCGAGGGAAUGGCAGUCCCACCUCGUCGAGGCAUACUUCUGGGAAGUUCAAAGCCAACGCAGAGGAGCAGGCCGACGACUCGUUGAACGACGCCAAAGCACUGGAUUCAAUGCACUUCCUACUGUCUACGCUUAUGGAGAUGAGGGUGUCGAACCCUUUGGCUAAGGUCCUCGAGGGACAGAUCAGCCAGGAAAUGGCAGAAGGGCGAGCAAUGACGCGAGAGCGGGUCGUGGGUCUUGUGAACUUUCCACUGGCACAUCCCAGCACCAGAAGUGGCGAAAACGGUAACGACAUGGAUACAUCCUUUCCAGCCUGA
Messenger RNA from Letharia columbiana, 1995 nucleotides. RefSeq lists its product as uncharacterized. The record is from RefSeq and is a predicted model, not a curated record. Lineage: Eukaryota; Fungi; Ascomycota; Lecanoromycetes; Lecanorales; Parmeliaceae. Gene Ontology annotation, cellular component: nucleus. The transcript has 5 exons. Bases 1 to 1995 code for a protein of 664 amino acids.